Molecule: messenger RNA, 3731 nt
Organism: Linum trigynum
Lineage: Eukaryota; Viridiplantae; Streptophyta; Magnoliopsida; Malpighiales; Linaceae
Source: the annotation of a GenBank genome assembly
GUCCACUCUGGCAGAGCAAAGUGGAAGGAAAGGAACAGCAACAAAAUAUUAUUCUUCUUAUAAUUAUUUCUCUUCAGUCUUUCGUUAUUUCUUUAGAUUUCUUUUUGGGUUUUCAAUGGUAUUUAGUUACGGAGAAAACCUCGCUUCGAAUCCAAGUCUUCUCCUCAAAUGCGUAAUGCGCGUGCAGCUUCUCUUUUGGCCAAGCAGCGAUCUUUACAGCCUCGUCUACCCUUUACUCAAUCUUCCCCAUUUCUUCUCUAAGCUUUGCUUUCAUGGGUAGUUGCCAAGAUCUUGCGGGUUGAUACUCUGUAGCUCAAGUGUUUGAUAAAACCUCCCAACCAGAAAAAUAUUAGCAACAACAACCAAUUCUCAGUACAUUGCUUACCGUAUCCAAAGACUCGAGCUUUCUGCGUCGCACUCGGUUUCAGACUUUCAGUUCCUUUUUUGGUUUAAAACCCUUCUCUUCAAGCUACUUGCUUCCCUUUUUUCCGUUCUUCCUUCUUUUUCUGCUUGGUUCUUUCCUUCUCUUUCCCUCUUGCUUCUUCUGGGUCUUUUUCUUUCUUGGGGUUUCAUGAGUUCAUCUGGGGCUCCUUCUUCUUGUUCUGCUGUGUCCUGCUGAGGAUUAGAGAGAGCGAGCGAGAGAGGGGGAGGGAGAUAGUGCUGGAGAUUUCUUGCAGAGGAAAUGGAAUCAUUAACUCCAUUCCAACUUCUUUCUGUUGUUGCCGCUAUAACGCUCUUUGUGGCCUGCCCGUCUCAGUCCUUUCCUCAGGAUGAAGUUUCAGCCCUGUAUGCAUUCAAGGAAGCAAUUUAUGAAGACCCUCUUCUGAUUCUAUCCAAUUGGAAUGCUCUAGAUACCAUUCCUUGUGGUUGGGCUGGCGUUUAUUGCUCAUCUACCGGAGACCAUGUUUUCAAGAUAAACGUAUCUGCAGCAUCUCUCCGAGGGUUCAUUGCACCGGACUUGAGCAGGAUCACAAACUUGCAAGAACUAAUCUUACAUGGCAACAAUCUGAUUGGAACCAUACCGAAAGAACUGGGCAAUCUGAAGCAGCUUAAGAGGUUGGAUUUAGGAGCCAAUCAAUUGACGGGUCAGAUUCCUCCAGAGCUGGCAACUAUAUCCGGCAUCAUGAAAAUAAACCUUCAGUCUAAUGGGCUAACUGGGACUCUACCUACCGGGUUUGGCAAUUUAAGAUAUCUUCAGGAACUCAUCCUGGAUAGGAACAAACUCCAGGGUACUGUUCCAGCCAGUACUGAUUUGGCUUCCAAUAUGCAUGGAAUGUAUACUUCAGCUGAAAACUCAACUGGUCUAUGUCAAGCAUCUAACCUCAAAGUAGUUGAUUUCUCUUACAACUACUUCACUGGAACUGUACCUAAAUGCCUGAGAUAUCUUCCGAGCACAAGUUUUCAAGGAAAUUGCCUUCAGAACAAAGAGUCAAGACAGCGUAGUGCUGCACAAUGUAGCUCUUACUCUGGUCCUAAACCUGUCAGACACCAUCCACCAUUUCACCCUAAGCACCCAGCUGCUGAAGCUGUUUCCUCCAAGGAACACCAGGGGAAAUCAAAGCCAGCAUGGUUAUUAGUGUUGGAAAUAGUGACAGGAACCAUGGUGGGCGCUAUCUUUGUUGUUUUCCUUUUCACUGCCUUACAGAGAUGGAACGCCAGAUCUGCUAUUAUAAUGCCUUGGAAGAAAUCAAGUAGUCAGAAGGAAAAUGUGACUGUAUACAUAGACUCUGAAAUGCUGAAAGAUGUGGUGAAGUUCAACAGACAAGAACUCGAAGUAGCCUGUGAAGACUUUAGCAACAUCAUUGGCUCUUCACCAGAUAGUUUGGUUUAUAAGGGAAACAUGAAAGGAGGUCCCGAGAUUGCCGUCAUAUCUCUCUGUAUCAAAGAGGAAAACUGGUCUGGCUACCUUGAACUCUAUUUUCAGAGAGAGGUUGCAGAUUUGGCAAGAUUAAAUCAUGAGAAUACUGGAAAGUUGCUGGGUUAUUGUAAAGAGAGCAGUCCAUUUACCAGGAUGUUAGUGUUUGAAUACGCAUCAAAUGGAACCUUGAAUGAGCACCUUCACUAUGGAGAGGAAUGCCAAUUUUCUUGGACACGGCGCAUGAGAAUUGUGAUGGGUAUCGCUUGUGGGCUCAAGUACCUUCACACAGAACUUGACCCACCUUUCACGAUAUCAGAGUUGACUUCUAGUGCUGUUUACCUCACAGACGACUUCUCUCCCAAGCUGGUGGAUUUUGAGAGUUGGAAGAGCAUUCUUUCUAGAUCAGAAAAGAAUUCAGGUUCUGUUGGUGGCCAAGGUGCUAUCUGUGUACUUCCGAAUUCUAUGGAGGCGCGCCACCUGGACAUUCAAGGCAAUGUCUAUGCUUUCGGGGUACUACUGCUAGAAAUUAUCAGUGGCAGGCCUCCAUACUGCAAAGACAAAGGGUCCCUUUUAGACUGGGCUAAGGACUUACUUGAAGUACCGGAGGCAAUGUCUGAUCUUGUGGAUCCUGAGGUAAAGAAUUUCAAGCAAGAGGACCUGAAAGCCAUAUGUGAAGCGGUAAAACUAUGCAUCCAUCCAGACGGAACGAAGAGGCCUUCAAUGCGGGAGUUAUGCACGCUGCUGGAAAGCAGAAUUGACACAUCUGUAUCGUUUGACUUCAAGGCAACUUCAUUGGCAUGGGCCGAGCUUGCAUUGUCAUCAUGAAUAGAGUUUGAGGAAAAGAGUUUGAUUGAGCUAACACACUGUAAAGCAAAUAGAGACAUCACUAAUACUCAUUUCUUUCUUUGGUUUGGUGUCACCUUGAUUCUUUGUCAGGCUUUCUUUUUGGUUAUUUACUCCCCUUGUAAAUGUCUGCAUGGCUAAAAGAGAAACUUGAGAGUGCUUCUUGCAUGACACAAAAUGAAGUUGUGCCUGCCAUCCCCCUUCUCAUUUGUAAAACCAUUACCACCCCCAAUUGGGACUAUGUAAUGGAUGACUGAUGUUGAAUCACAGUAGAUGUAGAGUUCACUGAACUCUUGUUGAUGAUAUUUGAAUGAGCAAGAGUUGUUUCUACCAAGUCUUUUUCCAUCCCUUUCUCUCUCUGUGAUUCUCUUUUGCAGCAGUAGCUCCAAUGUAGAAACCAGCCUACUUGAUAUUUGAUUAGUCUAGGAAUUGAUGAGUGAGGAUUAGAGUUUUCCUCCAAAAUCACUUUGCAUAAAGAGAAAGCAAGGAUCAUUCUUAUUCCCACUGAAGGCUUGAACCAUGAUGGCAACUUUCCCAGUUUCCAUAUUCAAAAGGAAUGGUAAAUUUUGACUUUGAAAAUAAGAAAUGGACAAAAUGAUUCCCAAGGACUAAUGUUGGAGAAUAAACAGAAUCAUUAAAGCUGUUGGUAUACUGUUGUCUGUUGCUGUUGCAUUCAAGUAGCAGAAUGGGACAAUGGGUCCAUUUCCACGGCAGCCCUUCUCUAUCCAAACCACUUUCUAUCUUCAUCCCCAUGCUGAAACCAGAUGGCCGUUCAAUAUUUUCAAGAUUAUGAAUCCUAAUCUGAGUUAGGACGAUGUUCUUGUAGAUUAAACAUUGUAGUGUACCUAUUAAUACAAAAAUUAGGUUUCAAGCCAUGAAUUAUAUGGACAUGACAAGUGUCCAAAGUCCCAAAAAAAACCCUGCAUAUUUCUCUUCAUUUUACAAAUGUCAUCAAUUUUGCCAUUUCCUCAUUUCAGGCGCGACAUUACGCGUGCAUUCCCCUAGUUAAAAAUAAAAGCUUGAAAAACAC